Helianthus annuus (common sunflower) is the source of this 3273-nucleotide messenger RNA. RefSeq lists its product as uncharacterized. The record is from RefSeq and is a predicted model, not a curated record. NCBI's taxonomy places the organism in Eukaryota, Viridiplantae, Streptophyta, Magnoliopsida, Asterales, Asteraceae. The coding region runs from base 1 to 3273 and encodes 1090 amino acids. The transcript has 3 exons.
AUGGAUCGUAACUAUUGGAUGUAUGAAAUUAGGCGUACUGACCCAAGAUUUGUGACCAACAUGAAACUUUUUCUUAAGAUUGCUCAAGAGGAUCGUGUGAAAAAAGGAAACGAACUUGUUCCAUGUCCUUGUAUGGAAUGUAAAAAUUUUACCGACUUCAAAGAUAUACGAGACAUCGAGUAUCAUUUGUUGAGAAAUGGAUUUAUGUUUAAUUAUACUUGUUGGUCAAAACACGGGGAGUCAUUUCCUAAUCGUAGCACAACCUCAAUAAAUUUAGGCUCUAAUUAUAAUGAUGAGAACAACGCUUCGCAUAUUAGAGAUGACAGUGAUAAUUUAAACGAGGUCAACGAUAAUUUAAAUGACAUGCGCAAUGAUUUGGAAGCUAAUGCUGAUGACAAUGAUCUAGAAAAACUACAACAAUUAUUUGCCGACGAAGAAAAACCGUUAUAUGUUGGUUGUACAAAAUUUUCUAAGCUUAGCGCUGUGUUAAAACUCUUUAACUUAAAGACAAACUACAAUUGGAGCGAUAAGAGUUUUACAUGUCUAUUGGAGUUAUUGCACGAUAUGCUACCCAUAGACAACGAGCUACCCAUAUCUGUGUACCAAGCUAAGAAAUUGAUUUGUCCAAUGGAAUUAGAGGUGGAAAGAAUACAUGCAUGUCCCAAUGAUUGUAUGUUGUAUAGAAAUCAGUACGAGAAAGCUCAUACGUGUGUUACAUGCGGUGAAUCGAGGUACAAACGUAAAAAUGAAACUAAUGAUUAUGACGACGAUGUGACGAAAAACGGGCCUCCAGCUAAAUUAUUAUGGUAUUUCCCUAUUAUACCGAGAUUAAAGCGUUUAUUUGCUAAUCCUAAAGAGUCAAAGUUGUUGCGUUGGCAUUCCGAAGAGCGUAAGGAUGAUGGAAAGUUAAGACAUGUGGCGGAUUCACCUCAGUGGAGAAACUUUGAUUACGAUUAUCCCGAUUUUGGAAACGAGGUUAGAAAUAUACGAUUUGGUCUUAGUUCAGACGGUAUCAAUCCUUUCGGAAACAUGAGUAGUCGUCAUAGUACUUGGCCGGUUCUUUUAUGCAUCUACAACCUUCCUCCAUGGCUAUGCAUGAAAAGAAAAUACAUAAUGAUGUCAUUGUUAAUUCAGGGUCCAAAACAACCUGGUAAUGACAUUGAUGUUUAUUUGUCUCCUUUGAUUGAUGACCUUAAAACCCUAUGGAGCUCAGGUGUAGACAUGUACGAUGCUUAUGAAAAGACGAACUUUAAGUUACGCGCCAUGAUUUUUUGCACCAUAAGUGAUUUCCCAGCAUACGCCAAUUUGUCAGGAUAUAGCACAAAAGGUAAACUAGCUUGUCCUGUGUGUGAAAAUGAAACAAGCUCUAUAAGAUUAAAACAUUGCAAAAAAACUGUGUAUAUGGGACAUCGACGAUUUCUUCCACGAGAUCACCAUUAUCGAAGACUCACAGAAGAAUUUGAUGGAAAUGAGGAGCUCCAAAGGGCUAGGAAAGUUUUUGAUGCAUUUUCACGGGUAGAAAAUAUGAAUACCGUUCUAGGAAAAAGAUCUCGUACCGAGACCAGAGACAAUUGGAAAAAGAGGUCAAUUUUUUGGGAUUUGCCUUAUUGGAAAAGUUUGGAAGUUCGACAUUGCCUAGAUGUUAUGCAUAUUGAGAAAAAUGUGUGCGAUAGUUUGUUGGGCCUAUUGCUAAACAUUCCUGGAAAAACUAAAGAUGGGAUUAAUGUUCGUAAAGACAUGGAAGAAAUGGGAAUACGUAAAGACCUUGCCCCUGUUGAGAGAGCUAAGAGUAUUUAUCUCCCACCGGCAUGUUAUACCAUGUCACGUGAAGAAAAAAGGAAGUUUUGUCAAUGUUUACACGAUAUUAAAGUUCCAUCUAGUUAUUCAGCAAAUAUUAAAAGGCUGGUGUCGAUGAAAGAAUGUAAAUUGCUCGGUAUGAAGUCUCAUGAUUGCCAUGUUUUGAUGACACAUAUGAUUCCUAUUGCAAUUCGCGGGUUGUUACCUAAGGAAGUCCGACAUACAAUCACAAAACUUUGUUUGUUUUUUAACAUGAUUCAUUCAAAGGUUAUUGAUCCCGAAAUGUUGGAUAGUUGGGAGAAGGAUAUUUAUAUUACCCUUUGUGAACUAGAGAUGUACUUUCCACCGUCCUUUUUUGAUAUAAUGGUUCAUCUAGUAUCUCAUGUCGUAAAAGAGAUAAAGUCUUGUGGUCCUGUAUUCCUACGAUACAUGUAUCCCUUUGAAAGAUACAUGGGUGUGUUAAAAGGUUAUGUGAGAAACACUAAUCGACCAGAAGGUAGCAUUGUUCAAGGGUAUACAUCCGAAGAGGCGACUGAGUUCUGCACAGGGUAUUUAGAAGGCGUUAAAAGUAUUGGUGUUCCUAAAUCACGUCAUUCAGGUCGACUUGCAGGCGUUGGAGGAGUUGGUAAGAGAUUAAUCACCCCACCAUCUGAUGAGAUAAAAAUUGCUCAUUUUACAGUUUUACAACACAUGACAUGUAUUGCUCCGUAUAUCAAUGAACACAAGAGUAUACUACGGUCAACACACUUGCGCAAGUCAGAUAAUUGGUAUACCAAACAACAUAACGAGGGGUUUUGUGAUUGGUUGAAGAAAAAGGUGGAGGAAAUUUAUGGUGAACCAAAUGUUGAUAAAACUGUGGAGAAAUUGGGGAUGGGGCCAGAUUUUAGAGUAAUAUCUUACCAAGGGUAUGAUAUUAACGGUUAUACAUUUUACACUAAAAAACAAGAUGAUAAAAGUGCAACGCAAAAUAGCGGAGUCACACAAAUAGCCUCAAGUACAAAGGGUGACAAAAUGAUAAUCGCCAAAGAAUCAUAUUACGGUGUCAUACAAGAAAUUUGGGAGUUAUCGUAUGAUUCAUUCACAAUACCUUUGUUUAGAUGUAAGUGGGUCAAUAAUCGCACAGGUGUUAAAGUUGACGAACAUGGUUUUACACUUGUCGACCUUACAACGGAUGGGUAUAAAUCAGAACCAUUCAUUCUCGCAACUCAAGCCACACAAGUAUUUUUUGUCAAAGACCCAUGCAAUCCAAGAUACCAUAUAGUAUUGCAAGGUAAGCGACGUAUUCUUGGUGUUGAUGAUGUUGACGACGAGGAAGAAUACAACCAGUUUGACGAAUUACCACCAUUUUCUGUCGGUAUUCAACAGGGUAAUGACUAUAUCACCGUUGGCACCUCAUACUUACGACGAUCUGACCACGACGACGGGAUAUCUAUAGAAAAACCAACCCAAACCAAGAAGUCAAAGGGUAAACAAUGA